UCCUUAUUUUCCCCUUACUCGUUGAUUUCUAUUCUUUCUACCCCAAACCAUGCCGAUCCAAUCGCUGUGAUUUCCAUGGCGCUCCGACGGCCACACAGAAAAUCAAGGCAUGGGUGUCUGGAAUGUAAACGAAGACGAGUCAAGUGCGAUGAGGCCCGACCUACAUGCGCAAAUUGCGCAAAACGUCAUGCCGAGUGCGAGUAUGGCUCCUCCACCUCCCUUCUCUGGGCAAAUGAUGAUUCCAGGCAAUCAUUCCACGCAUCAUCAGAUAGUGGCCAGCAAACAGACUCGGUCCUGGGAUCUCCCACCGCCGCAUCAGCCUCAUUGGGAAUUUUAGGCCAAUUGAGCAGUUCUGCCGCUGCAACCCCAGUCCCAAUCCUCAAUCUCCAUGAUCUCGAACUAAUGAUGCAGUGGUGUAACACCACCUACCGCACCCUCUCCCGCGAUGAGAGCACAGAUCAAAUCUGGCGAAAUGCCGUGCCUGAAGAGGCUCUUUCCCACCCAUUUUUAAUGCACGGCAUACUUGCUCUCUCCGCGCUUCAUCUCGCAAGGAUGGGCCCGGAUCCAUCCCGGCGCGCGGCACAUCUCAACCGUGCCGUCGCGCAUCAGAAUCAGGCACUGGCACUAUUCCGCGAACUCCUGGGUGAUAUCCAGGAAAGUAAUGCGAAAGCCAUGUUCGCGUUUUCAGGCAUCGUCGUCGUCUACACAUUCGGAUUCCCCCAUUCCCCAGAUGCACGAGACCAUUGGACCUGCAUCGAUGAUUUCCAUCAAGUCCUCGUCCUCACGCGUGGAGUACAGCAGGUGAUUAAAUCGCCGUCGGGGUUUUUAAUCGAUAGCUCGUUCGCUCCAAUCUUCAAGGUCGAUGAAACUCGUGCCCCACUUCCCGAAGAAACUGCCGCCGUCCUGCGACAAUUACAUGAAGCGAACGAUGCAUGUGGGGCGCGUGAUCCGAACCACGAAACAGACGUCUACGCGGCGACCAUCGAGAGCAUGGGCAGUAUGUUGAGCUGGGUUUACGCUGGGAUGACGGCUAGUUCGGUCGCGGGGCGUUGGGCGAUUCAGCUUCCGUCGCGGUUCUUGGAUUUGCUUCGCGAGCGGGAACCGUUGGCGCUCGUCAUGUUAGCGCAUUAUGGCGUGCUAUUGCAGUAUUUGAAGCAUCGGUGGUGCUUUGACGAGUGGUGCACACGGGUCGCUAAGGCAGUGUGGGCGAUCUUGGAUGAUCAGUGGAGACCAUUGGUUCAUUGGGCCAUGCGUGAAAUCCUUGGUCAGAAUUACUUGGAGCGGAUUGAGACUUUUUGA
Molecule: messenger RNA, 1299 nt
Organism: Penicillium odoratum
Lineage: Eukaryota; Fungi; Ascomycota; Eurotiomycetes; Eurotiales; Aspergillaceae
Product: Zn(II)2Cys6 transcription factor domain-containing protein
Exons: 2
Biological process (GO): regulation of transcription by RNA polymerase II
Molecular function (GO): zinc ion binding; DNA-binding transcription activator activity, RNA polymerase II-specific
Source: RefSeq, a predicted model, not a curated record